Messenger RNA from Astyanax mexicanus (Mexican tetra), 995 nucleotides. RefSeq names its product apoptosis-associated speck-like protein containing a CARD. Lineage: Eukaryota; Metazoa; Chordata; Actinopteri; Characiformes; Acestrorhamphidae. The record is from RefSeq and is a predicted model, not a curated record.
CUGUGCCGCUCUGAAAAAUGUCCAGCUCUAUAAGGGACCUCCUGCUGGAGGCUCUGGAGGAUCUGGACUCUCGGCAGUUUAAAACCUUCACCUGGAAGCUGAUGGACUCUGAGCUGGAUCUCCGAAUCCCGCGGGGGGUGGUGGAAGGGAGGGACCGGGUGGACAUUGUUAAUCUUCUGAUAGAAAGUUUCACAGAGAACAGAGCCCUGGAGAUCACCCUGCAACUACUGAAGAUCAUCAGAGCCAAUCAGGUAGCGGAGGAUCUGGAGACUGGAGCUCGAGUACGUGGACUCUGUGCUGCUGGAGGAGGUGGAUCAUCCGGUGUUUCGACUCCAGCUUAUGAUGCUUUAAAAAAAGCCGCCUUCAUCGAUGAUAAGUGGGCGGAGCUCGUGCAGAGAGCCACUGGGGUGGAGGCUGUCCUGGACGUUCUCCAGCAGUACAGUGAAAUCUGCUCUGAGAGGAUAGCUCAGAGGAUGAUGCAGCGUCUGAUUCGUGAAGCAUUAAGAGCGAGUGGUGAUUCCGGGAAGAGCGUCCUGUACGACGUCCUGAUGGCCCUGCAGCCCUACAUGAUGAAGGACCUGGGGGCUUCCUGAGAAAACCUCAACCUCAACCUGAACACUGAAAAAAAUUACUUUAAAAAAGUUUCGCAACUUUCUGCAUUUUCUUUUUUAAAAUAAAUUUAAUUUCAGAUCAAUUUAAGUAACUUCAACUCGGUUUCAAGAUUUAAAUAGAGUUACACAGAGUAAAUAAGUGAACUGAACUUCAGUCAAUCCUUUCUUUUAGUAAACUUUACUUCAUUUAUUUUUACUGAAUCAAUCCUUUCUUUUAGUAAACUUUACUUCAUUUAUUUUUACUGAAUCAAUCCUUUCUUUUAUUAAACUUUACUUCAUUUAUUUUUACUGAAUCAAUCCUUUCUUUUAGUAAACUUUACUUCAUUUAUUUUUACUGAAUCAAUCCUUUCUUUUAGUAAACUUUACUUCAUUUAUUUUUACUGA